UGUCAUUUUGUUGAUUAUGUUAGGUUGAAAGAAAAAUGAAAAUAUUUGUUGAUUAUUUUUAUCACACAAAAGGCUUUAAAUAUUGUCGUUAAAUUCAUAACUUAUUACAAAACAUUUCAUUCAUAUAAUGAAACCAAAAAUAGAGAACAGUGAAAAUAAAGACGAUACAGUGACGGGUGAUGUUAUAGGUGACACGGCGUACAGUGAAAGAUUUGUCCUAAAGUUGCUACUAAAAUUUGCGAACUUGGACACACUGAAAGAUGAAAUACAAGAGAAAUCGUUCGAAGAAGACCUAUGCACGCUUUGGGACAUGACUGCUGAGCGAGACGUUGUGCUAUUUCUACAAAAGCACGAUGUUUUGAACUUGCUUAGUUUCGCUUGGCCGGUUAUCGAAUCGCCUCGAAUUGUUGAAGUUCUGAUAGGAAUAAUUGGAAAUAUGUGUUGUCAAAGAGAAGCGGCGGAGUCGCUUUUGAAAAUGAAUAGUUUUCUUACCAUGCUACUAGAGUACGCGAAAUCUGAGGAUAGCCUUACCAUCAUACAACUCCUACGACUAAUAAACUCCAGUUUAUUCCUGUCCGACGAUAACAUAUCAAUCUGGAUCGAUAUGUUUAUCAAUGUGGGAUAUUCGAAUGCUCUGUACUUCAUACUCAAGAACUCUUCAAAUAAAGAAUUGCUAUUAACAGGAUUGGAAAAUUUUAACACAAUAUGCUCAUACUGUAACACUGGUAGGAACAGAACAAAAUUUUUCGGUCAUUUUGUUGGUUCAGAAGCCAUUGUGUCGUUAGUGGCAGCUUUCACAGAGAUCACAGUCAAACAAAAAGAUUGUUGUGAUAGAGAUCAAUUAGAACGAGUAUUAAUAAUAAGUUUGCAAAUCACUCUGAAUUUAGUUGGUUUUGAUAAAUCGUAUGAAGUACUCAGUGAUAAUAAGCCAGAUGUUGGAAUUAUUAUUGCUAUUGUUUUUUCUUAUUAUGAAAACAAGUUUGUUAAUCAGAAAGAAAUUGAUAUGGAUUUAAUUGAUAUUAUAGAUUCUGCAUAUACAAUAGUAAGGGAGUUACAGAUUGGGGAGUUAUGCGAUUAUGAACAGUAUUGUCUACAGAGCUACAGUAUGUGGAAAACAUUAAGUUCGAUCGCUACAUUUGACCAAAACGGAGGUUCAAGUUUUGAAAAUGAUGAUAAAGAAGAACUCCAGGAAUUUUCAAAGAAAAUGAAAACCUCACUGAGCAUACUUAUAUUCAAUUACCUAGAAAACUGUUCCGAUGACAAUUUACUGAAAGCUCUAGACUUAAUUGACUCAAAUUAUGAAGAUAUGUUAAGUUUAGUUAAUGAUAAAUUGUUGGUGAAAGCAGUGUCAGAUAGGGCUUCAAAUUAUAGGACUAGGUUGAAGGAGACUGAAAACUGUUGAAAUAUCUGUUUUUUAUAUGAUUUAUAUUAUAGCCAAGAUAUAACUUGGCUUUAGGUUUUGUACAGUAUGUAUAUAUAUAGUUGUGUG
Messenger RNA from Pararge aegeria (speckled wood butterfly), 1489 nucleotides. RefSeq lists its product as uncharacterized. The transcript has a single exon. The record is from RefSeq and is a predicted model, not a curated record. The coding region runs from base 128 to 1402 and encodes 424 amino acids. Lineage: Eukaryota; Metazoa; Arthropoda; Insecta; Lepidoptera; Nymphalidae.